Girardinichthys multiradiatus is the source of this 1047-nucleotide messenger RNA. It is a transcript of the gene lyrm5a, whose product is annotated as LYR motif containing 5a. Bases 151 to 408 code for a protein of 85 amino acids. Gene Ontology annotation, cellular component: mitochondrion. Gene Ontology annotation, biological process: respiratory electron transport chain. The record is from RefSeq and is a predicted model, not a curated record. Lineage: Eukaryota; Metazoa; Chordata; Actinopteri; Cyprinodontiformes; Goodeidae. The transcript has 3 exons.
CAUACCAGUCGGUGGCGGUAAUGCGCACCAUAAAGUUAUUUGCCAACCGCCAAAAAUAAUACAAGAAGAAGAAGGAAAAGAGACCUCUUCACAACCCUGGUCCGCUUGAACACAUUUUCAUAAAGGCGAGCGGCCUCUUUUGUUUGUGACAUGGCUAACCCUUUAAAGGGUGAAGUUAUCAGGCUGUACAAAACUCUGCUGUAUCUUGGCCGUGAGUACCCGAAGGGAUCAGCGUAUUUCAGAGAGCGCCUAAAGUUCGCUUUUAUGAAGAACAAAGAUGAGACCGACCCAGAGAAAAUCAAACAGCUGGUUGCCAGGGGAGACCACGUCAUCAAAGAGCUGGAGGCCCUUUAUUUCCUCAGAAAAUAUCGUGCCAUGAAGAAGCGCUACUAUGAGCCUGAGAAUUAGGGACAAACAUAUUUUUCGGAAAAAGGACACAUGGAGACGAGAAGGAAAAAACUGCAAUUUCAUAUUGUUCUCUUCAACAUUACAAGAGCUACAAAGUAAGUCUUUCAGUGUAGUCUGCAGAAGACCCCAAAAGUUGAUCUUCAAAGAAUCUAAUUUAUACUUUUUUUUUUUUUUACUAAAAAUGUACCUUUAAAAUUACACGAAUGCAGUUUUUGAGUGGUCUCAACCCUACAGCAUGAUGCUGCCACCACUAUGCUUGACAUAGUACAGUGUUCAUAGGUAUUAAUCCUCCUCUUGGCAUAUUCUGUCAACGUGGCCAAAUUGUUUUUCCAGAGCCAUUCAGUUUGUGCGCUAAAACUUGGAUUCCUGUCAAGCUUGUGUUUUGUUGCAAAUUAUAUUUUCUUUAGAUUCUUAAGAUUAUUUAACUCACCAGCGAUGGACUGGCGACCUGUCCAUGGAAGAAGCAGCUAUAAUAAAUGGAUGGAUAUUUAACUCACAAUCUUGUCUUCUUCAGAAUGUAAUUAUUAGGAUUCAAGGAGGCACGUGGUCUCUACUCUCAAUGGUUUGUUAAACUGAAAUGACAGAGUUUUGUAUAAUGAAACACUUUGAGUAAUAAAGCUGUUCUGUAUUUAACCAUAA